AUGAAGGCUUCAACUGACAAAGUUUCACCUGCAGAGAAGAAGACUUCUUCUACUUCAAAGACUUCUGGUAGUACUGAUAAGAAAACUUCUAGCAGUACUGAGAAAAAGCCUUCAAGUAGUCCUGAAAAGAAACCUUCAAGUAGCACAGAAAAGAAGGCUAGUAGUACUGAAAAGAAAGAAGAAAAGAAAGCAACGUUAUCUCCAGAAGACGCUGAAAAACCAAAGCGAUCGACAAGCAAAACCAGAGACAAGUCAGCUACACGAGACAAGAGUGCCGCACGUGAUAAGAAAAAAGAAGAAGAAAAGAAACUUGAUGAUAAAAAGAAAGAAGAAAAGAAAUCAGACGACAAAAAGAAGGCUGAUGAUGAAAAAAAGAAAGCAGAAGCUGAUGAUAAGAAAAAGAAAGAAGCUGAAGCUAAAAAGAAGAAGGACGAAGAAGCAGCCAAGAAAAAGAAAGAAGAAGAAGCUAAAAAGAAGAAGGAAGCCGAAGCCAAGAAGAAAAAAGAAGAAGAAGAAAAGAAAAAGAAGGAAGAAGAAGCCAAAAAGAAGAAAGAAGCCGAAGAAAAGAAGAAAAAAGAUGAAGAAGUUGAUGACGAAGAAGAAUAUGAAGACGAAGAAUGGCAGGAUGAAGACGAAGAUGAUGAAGUGGCUGCAGCAAUGCGUGCUAUUGCUGAAAAACGAGCUAAAGAACGUGAGGCUAUGGCAAAGUUGUUGGGGAAGUUUUAA
Molecule: messenger RNA, 726 nt
Organism: Bursaphelenchus okinawaensis
Lineage: Eukaryota; Metazoa; Nematoda; Chromadorea; Rhabditida; Aphelenchoididae
Source: the annotation of a GenBank genome assembly